AUGCUUGCGGCUCUUGGGUUUGCUCCCUCUACUACCGACUCGUCGCUGUUUCUGCGCACCGACCCUUCUUUGCCGCCGUUCUACAUCCUCGUGUACGUCGACGACUUGGUCUUUGCCACAGCUGCUACUGUUGGACUCGUCCACGUGAAGUCCGAGCUGCAGAAGAGACACACGUGCACAGACCUGGGUGAACUGCGCAGCUACCUUGGCUUGCAGAUCACCCGGGACAGAGCAUGCCGCACCAUUACUCUCACUUUGUCACACAUGGUGCAGCAGGUCCUUCAGCGCUUCGGCUUCACGUACUCCUCGCCACAGGCCACUCCUCUGCCUACUCGCCACUCGCUCUCAGCUCUGCCUUCGGAUGAGUCCGUAGAGUCGAAGCACAUGGCUGCUGCAAAGAGGGUGUUGUGCUACUUGUGCAGUACGUCGGGCAUGGGGCUUGUGCUUGGAGGGCGGAGUCCAGUGGUCCUCACAGGUUACGCAGACGCUUCUUGGGCUGACGACCAGGCUACGCAGCGGUCGUCACAGGGUUACACCUUCAGCCUUGGUUUCGGCUCGGUUUCGUGGCGGUCUAUCUGCUCGUCUUCUGUUCUCGGCUCCAGUUGUGAGGCUGAGAUCUACGCGGGGGCCAUGGCUGCACAGGAGUUACGCUGGCUCACCUACGUGCUGACUGACCUAGGAGAGUCGCCUCGCUCUCCUCCAGUUCUGUACGUAGACAAUUAG
Molecule: messenger RNA, 723 nt
Organism: Closterium sp. NIES-65
Lineage: Eukaryota; Viridiplantae; Streptophyta; Zygnematophyceae; Desmidiales; Closteriaceae
Source: the annotation of a GenBank genome assembly